Molecule: messenger RNA, 3400 nt
Organism: Perca flavescens (yellow perch)
Lineage: Eukaryota; Metazoa; Chordata; Actinopteri; Perciformes; Percidae
Product: zinc finger protein 883-like
Exons: 2
Coding region: 105-2231 (708 amino acids)
Biological process (GO): regulation of transcription by RNA polymerase II
Cellular component (GO): nucleus
Molecular function (GO): RNA polymerase II cis-regulatory region sequence-specific DNA binding; DNA-binding transcription activator activity, RNA polymerase II-specific
Source: RefSeq, a predicted model, not a curated record
ACAAGCGCCCCGUAGCGUUAGCUUGAUGUUCGUGUUGAGUGAGCUGGAGGAGACUGUAUUUUAGCCAUAGUGCAGCUAAUUCUUUCGGCUGUAUUUAAGCAACAAUGUCUUCAUUUGGGUAUUUGAGAGAGUUUGUCAACGAGCGGCUAACUGCUGCUGCUGAAGAAAUAUUCCGAGUUUUUGAAAAGACUGUCGCCGAGUACGAGGAGGAGAUCCACCGUCAGCGCAGACUGUUGGAUAUCGUUUGGAAACCCGACAUUAGGUUACACAGGAUAGAUGUCCAGCACCUGUUGGUGGUUAAAGAAGAAUUUCCCCCUGAGCACCAGGAGUGGAGUUCCAGUAAUGUAGAGAAAUCUCAGGUCUUACAGAUUGAUCAAGGACAAACUGAACAAAUUAAAACAGAAGCUGAUGGAGAGGACUGUGGAGGACCAGAACCAGCCAUGAACUCAAAUCCAGAUUCACAUUUACAACCAGAUGAUGACAAGUCUGAAGACUCUUCCGAAUCCAAGAAUGAUGACAGUGAUUUUUGGAAAGAGAGCAAUGGAUGUCUGUCAAGUUUAAACUCUCUGAAACAUGAUGAAGUCUCUCAGAGUGAUGAAGCAUUUAACAAAGAUCACCUGACAGUCCACAGAAGUCAUACAGGAGAGGAAUAUUUUACAGGAGGCGGUCUGAGCCCACACACAACGGUUCAUACAGGGCUACACAUGGGGGUAAAGCAGCAGGACCCAGAGCCACCACACAUUAAAGAGGAACAGGAGGAACUCCGUAUCAGUCAGGACAGAGAGCACCAUCAAGGGCUGGAGGAGGCUGAUAUCACCAAGUUCACAUUCACUCCUGUCCAUGUGAGGAGUGAAGAUGAUGAGGAGAGACCUCCGUUCUCACAGAUUAAUCAAAGACAAACUGAACAGAUGAAAACCGAAGCUGACGGGGAGGACUGUGAAGGACCAGAAGCAGCCAUGAAAUCAGAUCCAGAUACACAUUUACAACCAGAUACUGAUGACGAGACUGUAGACUCUUCUGAAACUGAUAACAGUGAGGAUUGGAAGGAGACCAGAGAACCUCAGUCAGGUUUAAACUCUAUAAAAAUCAGUGACUCGAGAUUUAGUGCUGGUGAGAAUUCAUUUAACUGCUCUGAGUGUGGGAAAAGAUUUGGCCGGAAGACAAAUCUGAAGAGACACAUGAUAAUUCAUACAGGAGAGAAACCAUUUAGCUGCUCCAUCUGUCAGAGAGAUUUUGUACAGCGUGGAAAUUUAAAGAUACACAUGAGAAUCCACACAGGAGAGAAACCAUUUAGCUGCUCAGUUUGUAAGGAAGCGUUUACAGAGAGUUGGAAGUUAAAGGCACACAUGAGAAUCCACACAGGAGAGAAACCAUGUACCUGCUCUGUCUGUAAGAAAGCUUUUACAAAGAGUGGAAAGUUAAAGGCACACAUGAGAAUCCACACAGGAGAGAAACCAUUUAGCUGCUCAAUUUGUAAGAAAGCUUUUACAGAGAGUUGGAAGUUAAAGGCACACAUGAGAAUCCACACAGGAGAGAAACCAUGUACCUGCUCUGUCUGUAAGAAAGAUUUUACAUGGAGUGGAAGUUUAAAGGCACACAUGAGAAUCCACACAGGAGAGAAACCAUUUAGCUGCUCAGUUUGUAAGAAAGCUUUUACAGGGAGUGGAAAUUUAAAGGUACACAUGAGAAUCCACACAGGAGAGAAACCAUUUAGCUGCUCAGUCUGUAAGAAAGAUUUUACGGACAGUGGAUCUUUAAAGAAACACAUGAGAAUCCACACAGGAGAGAAACCAUAUAGCUGCUCAAUCUGUAAGAAAGCUUUUACAGAGAGCGGAAGUUUAAAGGCACACAUGAAAAUCCACACAGGAGAGAAACCAUGUAUCUGCUCUGUCUGUAAGAAAGCUUUUAGAAUGAACACAGGUUUAAAGGAACACAUGAAAAUCCACACAGGAGAGAAACCAUUUAGCUGCUCAAUCUGUAAGAAAGAUUUUACAGAGAGUGGAACUUUAAAGAAACACAUGAGAAUCCACACAGGAAAGAAAUCAUUUAGCUGCUCAGUCUGUAAGAAAGCUUUUACAACGAGCGGAAGUUUAAAGAAACACAUGAGAAUCCACACAAGAGAGAAACCAUUUUGCUGCUCAGUGUGUAAGAAAACCUUUAAACAGAAAGGGGGUUUACAUAGACACAUGAUAACCCACACAGGAGGGGAACUAUCAAGCAGUGUGAAGUGAAGCUCCAGUCUACAAGGGCUUGAAACUCGUACAACCUCGCAGUACCCCAAGUUGAAAAAUCCAACACGGCUGCCCCCUGUAUCAACAGUUGAUAAAGCUGCAGUAAAUGUUAAAUGUGCAUGUUAAAGCCUCAUGAAGCUUUGUGAGCCCACUAGAUGUCGUUUUUUGUUUUAUAGAAAAAGCCUCACGGAAUGACAUUGUGGCAUACCUGCAAACUUGUGGCUUUUGCUGUGAAAUUCACUGUAUUGAAUCAAGAUAUGCCAUUAGCCUUAGCUAAUGUUAGUGGAUUGUGUAACGUAAUUGGCGUUGAAGUUUAGGAUAUGUAACAUUACAGUUCAGACUCAGAAUAAUUUCUCUCGGUUACAGCUACAUCCAUAAAAGGCAUAUUAGAGAAUAAAAUAUAUAAAUGUUUUUCGAUCGGGCAAAUCUGCUAAUGAUAGAUACUCUGCUGAACCAUUCUUAUUCUAUAUCCAUGUGCUGUUGAUUCACUUAAUAUCACCGCUACUAAACUAAAACUUUCCAGUGCCCUGACGGCUUGCUCUGCAGCCACUGACGAGCAAAGAAAGGAGGCUACCGAUGGCUGCACCUGAAGCUGGGUUCAACAUAGCCAAUGGCGCGAUGGCCCCGGGGCCAGCCAGACAGCAUGUCGGGCAAGUUGAUUGGCCAGUCACUGACCUGUUCUGGGACAAUGAUAUUGUUUGUUCCAAUCCAAGUCACGAGUCAGUUGUUUGUAAUUUGGUGCUAACGUUAGGUGCAACACUAUCUAACAUUGAUUAGAAAUGGAGUUUGCUAAUGUCGACAAACAACCGCGGCACCCGCUACAAAGAGUCCGCAUAUGAUUUGUACUUUCAGCAGCAGCUGCAGCAACUCAAGCCCUGCCAUACAGAAGCUGUUGUCCGCUAACUCCACUCUCCUCCUUCCCCGGGAGCUAGCUAGUAAUAUUAGCAUACGGCGCAGUGCCCUCCGCCCGGACAGGUGUUCUGCAUGUAUUAAAUGAAGCUAGUCCAGAGUUAACACAAUGAUUACUUUAAUCUCUCUCUCUCUGAAAUCAUACUGCAGAUGGAUAAAAAGAAACAACAAUAAAGUGCAGUAUUUUUGAGGAAAAAAAAAUACACCAGGGACAGCAGUCUGCAACAAGCGCAAACUGUUAGCAAGCGAGGAAAAAUAUU